AUGGCGUCUCCCAGUGGGAAGGGAUCUUGGACACCCGAGGCGCCUGGUUUUGGGCCGCGGGCGCUAGCACGGGACCUGGUGGACUCGGUGGACGACGCCGAGGGGCUUUACGUGGCUGUUGAGCGGUGUCCUCUCUGCAACACCACUCGCCGGCGGUUGACUUGCGCCAAGUGCGUCCAGAGCGGUGAUUUCGUCUAUUUCGACGGCCGCGACCGGGAGAGGUUUAUUGACAAGAAGGAAAGACUAAACCAACUUAAGAACAAGCAAGAAGAAUUUCAGAAAGAAGUACUAAAAGCUAUGGAAGGAAAGAGGCUAACAGAUCAGUUGAGAUGGAAAAUAAUGUCAUGCAAGAUGAGGAUUGAACAGCUGAAGCAAACAAUAUGUAAAGGAAAUGAGGAAAUGAAGAAAAAUUCUGAAGGCCUCCUCAAGAACAAGGAAAAGAACCAGAAGCUUUACAGCCGAGCACAGCGGCACCAAGAGAAAAAGGAGAAGAUUCAGCGGCACAACCGCAAGCUUGGAGACCUGGUGGAGAAGAAAACCAUUGACUUGAAGAAUCACUAUGAGCGGUUGGCACAUCUUCGAAGAUUGCAUAUCCUAGAGCUCACCUCCAUCAUCUUCCCAAUCGACGAAGUGAAGACUUCUGGGAGAGACCCUGCAGACGUGUCUUCAGAGACUGAUAGCGCCAUGACCUCCAGCAUGGUGAGCAAGCUUGCUGAGGCCCGGAGGACAACUUACCUCUCUGGAAGAUGGGUCUGUGAUGACCACAAUGGUGACACCAGCAUUAGUAUCACAGGCCCUUGGAUUAGCCUACCAAACAACGGGGACUACUCUGCUUACUAUAAUUGGGUAGAAGAGAAGAAAACAGCCCAAGGACCUGACAUGGAGCAUAACAACCCUGCCUACACUAUCAGCGCUGCGCUGGGCUACGCCACACAGCUGGUCAACAUUGUGUCUCACAUACUGGACAUCAAUCUUCCUAAAAAGCUGUGCAAUAGUGAGUUCUGUGGAGAAAACCUCAGCAAACAGAAGCUGACCCGCGCAGUGAGGAAACUGAAUGCAAACAUCCUUUACCUUUGUUCUUCUCAGCAUGUUAAUUUAGAUCAGUUGCAACCACUGCACACACUCAGGAACCUCAUGCAUCUGGUGAGCCCACACUCUGAGCACCUAGGCAGGUCAGGACCCUUUGAAGUGCGAGCAGACCUCGAGGAGUCCAUGGAAUUUGUGGACCCUGGAGUUGCUGGAGAAUCAGAUGUGAGUGGAGAUGAGCGUGUAAGCGAUGAGGAGACUGACCUGGGCACAGACUGGGAGAACCUGCCGAGCCCCCGGUUCUGUGACAUCCCUUCCCAGCCUGUGGAAGUAUCCCAGAGCCAGAGCACCCAGGUGUCCCCGCCCAUAGCCAGCAGCAGCGCUGGUGGGAUGAUCUCCUCUGCUGCAGCCUCGGUGACCUCUUGGUUCAAAGCUUACACUGGACACCGCUAACGAGUGGGGAUCAAAAAUGCUGGUUUUGUGUCUCGGAAUCUUUCCCACAGCACUCUCAUAACCUUGUCUGUGUAGUUGUGACAGUGCUUGGAAGCUGUCCGAAGGACAAGAUUAGUACUAGGGCCUGAGCCUGGGGCUUCCUGGGCCCUGGUCCUCAGGAUGCUUGUUCCUAGGUGCCGAGUCUUCCUGACACUUAAGUUCUAGGCUUUGGUCAGAUCACAAGGAAGCAUUUCUUGCUGUUGAAGAAUGAAAGACAAAGGCUGAGUUUGUUUUUCUGUCAUCCUCUUGAGAGACCGGCCAGCAGGCCAGCAGCAGUUUUGGCCUCAUCGGGGAGAGGUGGUUGUCUGGGGAGGGAGGAAAUGAAAGCUUAUUGCUGUCAGUCAUUGUGUGUCACAUUCCUAAUUUCCUACUACACACCAAAGAAACUGAGGUCUUUAUUUCUGUGGACCCAUGUCUGCAAAUGGGGGAAUCAGCUGGGAUGUUCAGAUGUCUAAACAGUUCUCUUGUAUUCUGAAGGGAGAUAAAGUCAUUGGAGUUCUCUGUGCUACAUUCACUUUAAAACGGGACUUUCCCCUUCCUUUAUCAUUCCCUGGAUGAGCUAAACGCUACCUGAGCAUUGAUUGAACACUUGAUUAAGUGGUCACUUGCUUGCUGUCCGGUUUCUUCCUUGGUGUUGGUGGUAGGGUUAACUAGUAGCAGAUGUUUCCAGGGAACUCUUCCUGCUUGUCCCUGGGGUCUCCAAGGCUCUGAAGACAGCACCUUGUGCAGAGCGUGAUACCGAGCAGCUGUCCCAGGAAAUACUCAGCUACCAAGGGGUUUCCCCAAGAGGCCAUUCUAAUGACAAUCUUAUAGAGAGCUAUAUUAAGAGAGGCAUUAUGUUCAACUCGGAAGUAGUUCGUUUUUAUUUUUAGUAUCUUCAAAAAGGAAGUUGUAUGUAACAGACUUCAGCAGUCCUGUGAGAAAGCAGCCCCCGCCUCCCCCCCCAGACCUUGUCACUAUAUCUUCCUGUUGUGACUGGUGUGAUGGUACUUUAGCCAGGUCCUUCAGCAGUCUGCCACACCCUAGCUUCUGUUCACUCAUAUUAUGGUUGGUACUUUGCCUUCAAAUUGAGGUGCUAUGGAGCUUUUGCUAUUGGUAGAAUUGUAGAAGGGACUUCAUCCUACCCAGGACCCCCAUGUUCCCUAGCUCUAGAUAUUCCAGCUGUGGAGGAGGCGGCUAGAGUCUGUUAUGUGCUCAGCUCUGCAGCUGCUGGGCUUGUGUUUUGCCACCUAUUUCUAGAACUUACAGACUGAGUGUACUGGAAGGAACAAACCGUCUGAGAACGAAACCACGAGCCUGGGAGGGAGCUACAGAACAUGCAGAGGUCACCAGCUCACGCCUUCAGCAGUUUAACUGCACAUGCAGGAUGCACAGGGCCGGAAGGGGGCUGUGUUUUAUUUAGUAUCAACUAGAGGCACUUUGGUCACUUUGCAUCACAGUAAAUGAUCCAGCACGGACUGCCUAGGCUGCUCAAGUGCUUGGGGUUUUAUUAUUUUGCACUGGACCCACCUGUUGUAAAUAGUCUUAAAUACACAUUUCAACCACUGUUUGGUUUUCCAUACUCUUUGCUGCUCAUUAAAACCUUUUGUGUAGGUGCCAGAACCAUACACAAACAGCUUUCUGAAAAAAAAGAAAAUGAAGCUGAUAUUUUUUUAAACCAAAAGCCAUAGAAGUUGAUCAUGUUUUCCAUUUUAAAAUGAUUUAUUGGAACAAAGUAAUACUAAUAGACACUCAGAGGCACCACACAGGCUGCUUUACAUGGUCUUACAUAGAAACAAGAAAUGUGACUUACCAUGGUAUGGGGGUCAGCAUUGGUCGGGGUUCAGGUGUGCAUUGGGAAAGAGCUGCAAUGGCAGAACCCCCUUGCUGCGACUGAAACUUCUAAGUCAGGUUGAUCAUACAGAUGUUUUCUAAACUUUUGUUGUAUUACUGCAAUAAAUCCUUUAACAGUA
Grammomys surdaster is the source of this 3470-nucleotide messenger RNA. RefSeq names its product autophagy related 14 (gene Atg14). Gene Ontology annotation, biological process: mitophagy; autophagosome assembly; cellular response to starvation. The record is from RefSeq and is a predicted model, not a curated record. NCBI's taxonomy places the organism in Eukaryota, Metazoa, Chordata, Mammalia, Rodentia, Muridae. Gene Ontology annotation, cellular component: phosphatidylinositol 3-kinase complex, class III; mitochondria-associated endoplasmic reticulum membrane contact site; autophagosome. The transcript is spliced from 10 exons. Bases 1 to 1479 code for a protein of 492 amino acids.